Molecule: messenger RNA, 2040 nt
Organism: Protobothrops mucrosquamatus (brown spotted pit viper)
Lineage: Eukaryota; Metazoa; Chordata; Lepidosauria; Squamata; Viperidae
Gene: GSPT1
Product: G1 to S phase transition 1
Exons: 14
Coding region: 41-1540 (499 amino acids)
Biological process (GO): translation
Cellular component (GO): translation release factor complex
Molecular function (GO): GTP binding; translation release factor activity; GTPase activity
Source: RefSeq, a predicted model, not a curated record
ACACCUGCCGUCUUGUGAAGGGUCAAACGUUGCCAUUGGUAUGGAAAUCUCCGAACCAGUUGUAGAAAAUGGAGAAACGGCAGUGUCCCCUGAGGAAUCGUGGGACCACAAAGAAGAAGCCAUUGAACCCGAAUUAGCAAGUGGCCCUUCCGGCGACGCAGGGCCCAUUGAAGAGAGCACCCAGGAAAUGAUGGAGGAAGAGGAGGAGAUGCCAAAACCCAAAUCCAUGGUAGCGCCCCCGGGUGCUCCGAAGAAGGAACACGUGAACGUGGUGUUCAUUGGACACGUAGACGCUGGAAAAUCAACAAUUGGAGGGCAAAUAAUGUAUUUGACCGGCAUGGUUGAUAAAAGAACGCUCGAAAAAUAUGAAAGAGAAGCUAAAGAAAAAAACAGAGAAACCUGGUAUCUCUCUUGGGCCUUAGACACAAACCAGGAAGAGCGGGACAAGGGGAAAACGGUGGAAGUAGGCCGUGCGUAUUUCGAAACAGAAAAGAAACACUUCACAAUUUUAGAUGCUCCAGGGCAUAAGAGCUUCGUUCCAAAUAUGAUAGGUGGUGCUUCUCAAGCUGAUUUAGCUGUAUUGGUAAUCUCUGCGAGAAAAGGGGAAUUUGAAACAGGUUUCGAGAAAGGAGGGCAGACGAGAGAGCACGCCAUGCUAGCAAAAACGGCGGGUGUAAAACACUUAAUAGUUCUCAUUAACAAAAUGGACGACCCAACUGUGAACUGGAGUAACGAAAGGUAUGAAGAAUGUAAAGAAAAACUGGUGCCAUUCUUGAAGAAAGUGGGGUUCAACCCCAAAAAGGACAUUCACUUCAUGCCCUGCUCGGGACUGACUGGCGCGAAUCUCAAAGAGCCAUCUGACUUUUGCCCUUGGUAUAUCGGGCUACCAUUUAUUCCAUAUUUGGAUAACUUGCCAAAUUUCAACCGAUCACUUGAUGGACCAAUCAGGCUGCCAAUUGUUGAUAAAUAUAAGGAUAUGGGCACGGUGGUGUUGGGUAAACUGGAAUCGGGGUCUAUUUGCAAAGGACAGCAGCUCGUGAUGAUGCCAAACAAGCACAACGUGGAAGUCCUUGGGAUCCUUUCCGACGACGUAGAGACCGAGGCUGUAGCUCCAGGUGAAAAUCUGAAGAUCCGACUGAAAGGAAUCGAAGAGGAGGAAAUUCUCCCGGGGUUUAUACUCUGUGAUCUUAAUAACCUGUGUCAUUCUGGACGCACAUUUGAUGCUCAGAUAGUGAUCAUUGAACACAAAUCCAUCAUCUGCCCAGGUUACAAUGCGGUGCUGCAUAUUCAUACCUGCAUUGAAGAAGUCGAGAUUACAGCCUUAAUCUGCCUGGUAGACAAGAAAUCAGGAGAGAAGAGCAAAACACGGCCCCGUUUUGUCAAACAAGAUCAAGUAUGCAUUGCCCGUUUACGGACGGCAGGAACGAUCUGCCUCGAGACAUUCAAAGACUUCCCUCAAAUGGGCCGCUUCACCUUAAGAGACGAAGGUAAAACCAUUGCAAUUGGUAAAGUUCUGAAGUUGGUUCCAGAGAAGGACUAAACAUUGUUUUUGACAAGCCUGCACAAAUACUGUAAGGAGAGGGGGGAAAAAAUGACUUUGCAGAGCCCUAUUCCACAUUGCCUUCUUUCUUUUCUUCCCACUGCCCCCCCCCUCUUUUGCAAAGAUGAGAUUUCACAGCAAAGGUCCACAUUGUCAGCUUUCUCAUAUUGAGAGCUUUGCUAUGCCACUGUUGAAUUUUACCCCUGAAAAAUUUCAUUUUUUUUUGUUUUGUUUUGUUUUGGUUGUUCCUCCUCCUACUCUUCCUCCCCCUCUUCCUAAAUUCAGCUCCCUCGGAAAGAUUUGGCAAUAGCUUUGUAAGUGAUGUGGACAUAAUUGCCUAGAAUUAUGAGAAAAAAAAAAUAAGUCUACAGGAUUUCUGUUUAAUUGUCCCCUCCCAUCAGACGGAAGCAUUUUUCAAGGCAGAUCAUUCAGGUGUGUGCAUGCGUGCACAUGUUGCAAAACACAAUUACCAUGUUAAUAAACUCUCCAAUUUGAAAUCU